AUGAAGUUCCUCUCUCCUCUGGCGCUGGGCGCAACUGCUACUGCCUUGGCCCUCGUCAACCCCGAACAGCAGCCGUUGGCACCCUCAAUCGUCCAAAACCCCCAGUCCAAGUCUCUCAUCGAACUGGCACCAUACCAGACCCGCUGGGUCACCGAGGAAGAAAAAUGGUCCCUCAAGCUGGACGGCAUGAACUUCAUCGAUGUCACGGAAGAAUACCAAUCAGGCUCCUACGGCACCCUGCACGCGACCCGAGUCGUCAAGUACCCAACUGAGAUGGCACACUCGGACGAGAUCCGCCCUUUGGCCAAGACUCUGGAUAAGAAGAACAUGAGAAGCAACCUCGAGCACUUCACCUCCUUCUACACCCGCUACUACAAGUCAUCAACGGGUAUCGAGUCUGCAACCUGGUUGUUCGAUCAAGUGACCGCCGCCAUCCACGAAUCCGGCGCCAGCGACCACGGCGCAACCGUCGAGCGCUUUGCACACCCCUGGGGCCAAUUUAGUGUCAUCGCCCGCAUCCCCGGUGAAACCAACAACACUGUCGUCCUCGGCUCCCACCAGGACAGUAUCAACUUGUUCCUGCCGUCCAUCCUGGCUGCCCCCGGCGCCGAUGACGAUGGCAGCGGCACAGUCACUAUCCUGGAAGCUCUUCGUGCCCUGCUGCGGUCGGAGACCAUCGCCCACGGCAAGGCCCGCAACACUAUCGAGUUCCACUGGUACUCCGCUGAAGAGGGCGGUCUGCUGGGCUCCCAAGCCGUCUACUCGCAGUACAAGAAGGAAUCGCGCAACGUCAAGGCCAUGCUCCAGCAGGAUAUGACCGGUUACGUUCAGGGCACCCUGGAUGCAGGCCAGAAGGAGUCUGUCGGUGUCAUCGUUGACUUCGUCGACCCUGGCUUGACUACUUUCAUCAAAGAGGUUAUCACCAACUACUGUGACGUGCCUUACGUCGAGACUAAGUGUGGAUACGCUUGCUCCGAUCACGCCUCUGCCAGUCGGUACGGAUACCCUUCUGCAUUCGUCAUUGAGUCUCAGUUCGAGAACUCCGAUAAGAAGAUCCACACCACUGAGGAUAAGAUCGAGUACUUGAGCUUCGACCACAUGCUGCAGCAUGCUAAGAUGAGCCUGGCGUUUGCAUAUGAGCUUGCUUUCGCGCCUUUCUAA
This is a messenger RNA of Penicillium salamii, 1161 nucleotides long. The record is from the annotation of a GenBank genome assembly. Lineage: Eukaryota; Fungi; Ascomycota; Eurotiomycetes; Eurotiales; Aspergillaceae.